AUGAAUUUCUUGUUCAAGCAUAAGCCACGGACACCUACGGACAUUGCCAGGAUCCUCAAAGAGCUAUGUGUACGGCUCGGUGCCAGUGAAUCGCCGGACCGGACGUGGACCUUGGUCGAACCUGCCCUGAGCAUGGACCAGAAGCGCAAGAUUCUUGAUGAAUUCUGGUCCGCACUUCAGCAAGCGAAGAUUGUAUUGUAUGGGGAAGAAGAUCAUGAUCCCGUUCCAGAGCAUGUUGCCCAAUUCGCUCAAGAAGUAUACCAGCUGCAGCUCAUGAUGUGCCUCCUUGUUGUGCUGCCACGUCUUGAGUUUGAGACACGCAAAGACAUUGUCCAGGUGUUCAUUGCGCUGCUGCAGCGAACGAUCGGCGCUCGGCGGCCGACGGUAGAAUAUAUCCGCUCGAAUCCUAUCAUUGUGCAUAUGGCUUUCCAUGGCUAUGACUCGCAGGAUGUUGCAUUGAAUACUGGUAUGAUCCUGCAUGAAAUGGUACAACAUGAGACGCUAGCCAAAAUUCUUCUGUAUUCAGACGACCUCUCUCUCUUUCCUAUUUACAUCGAAACGACGCCUUUCAGUGUCUCCUGUGAUGCGUUUAAAAACCUCCGUGAUGCACUGAUUUUGCAUCGGACUAUGGCCGCUGAGUUUCUUCAGCACAAUUAUGACCGCUUCUUCACGAUGUACACGCAACUUCUCCGCUCGGAGAAUUACGUGACACGACGACAAUCUCUGAAGCUUCUCAGCGACAUCUUAGUCGACCGUGUGCAUUAUGCGACGAUGAUUCGAUAUGUCUCCGACGAAGAGAAUCUCAAGAGUACGAUGAAUGCCCUGCGUGAUCGCAGCAAAAAUAUCCAGCUGGAAGCGUUCCAUGUUUUCAAGGUUUUUGUGGCCAAUCCGAAAAAGACACCCGCCGUCGAAGCGAUUCUACGGCGAAAUCGUGAUCGGCUUUUGAGUUUCCUUCAAGGCUUUCUCCAGGAUCGCACAGACGAGUCGUUCAUCGACGAACUCCCUGGCUAA
Molecule: messenger RNA, 1011 nt
Organism: Malassezia pachydermatis
Lineage: Eukaryota; Fungi; Basidiomycota; Malasseziomycetes; Malasseziales; Malasseziaceae
Product: mo25 protein
Exons: 9
Coding region: 1-1011 (336 amino acids)
Biological process (GO): intracellular signal transduction
Molecular function (GO): protein serine/threonine kinase activator activity
Source: RefSeq, a predicted model, not a curated record